AUGAGACUAAACGUAUAUUUACCCUCGGCACAGUGUCGCGUGAGAAUGGGGGAACAUGAACAGACGGGAAAGAUCGCCGUGCAUUCAGCUGAUAUACGAGACCAGCUAGUGGAAGACGAAAGAAAUUUUUCAGCUAGUCAAUUUUUGGAGAGACACUGGAAAGCAAGGACUGAACCAAUGAAGAAAACAUCUGAAUCAGCAGCCACACAAGACAUCAUCAAUCAAGCUGUGCACGUGAAACAGUCAACUCUGACAGACUGGCUAAAGGCAACAUCAAUCAGAAAUACUCCUUGUGACAUUACACCUGUCCCUGGGCCUGUGUCCACUAUGUAUCAGGCAAUCUUUGAAGAUGAAGAAACUUUUAUUAAGGAAGUGGAUGAGUAUCUUCAAGAGAAGGAUCUGCUCAACAAACGCAGAAAAGAGAUGCUAUACAAGAAGUGGAGAGAACAAGUCUUUGAACCUAUUCAGGCUCAGGUCAUAGAAGAAGUUGCAGGUCCUGCAUACAAAUGGCUAGACAAUGAAAAGAGACAACUGUUUGAACGUUAUCUCAAUUACACAAAUAGAAAGGGGUUUGUUUACUUGGAUACAUUUUCAGCAGACGAGUACGACCCUUUGGUGCUAACAAGACCAAAUUCUCCCCUCAGAGCGACGACUGCCAGAUUGAACGACCCACUAAUAUCUCAACAGCACGAUCGCAGUCAGGAAGAACACAUUAUUGAUGCAUGUGAGUAUGGUUUACCAAGAACAACAAGCCAACUCAAAUCUCUCAAGCAUCCUCUAGUGCCUCUUGGUCGUCAUGGCACAGAAUGUUCAACAUGGUUGGCAAUGGAAUUAACACAUAUCGAUAGUCAAGUGAGAACUCGGAGCAGACAAAGAAUGAGGAAGAAAUCCAAUGAAACAAGUACAGAUUUUGAGCAAUGGAGCAAUACACCUAGAGAUCCUAAAUUAAUAGAUCAAGAAAUGCAACUGCAGCACAAGCGGUUUUACAAGGCACAAGUCAAGAGCCUAGACUUGUCCAUGGUUUCUUGAAUUUUUGCUGUCAUUGAUGCAGAUGAAUAAGCUGAGUCAUUGUAACUUGCUGUUGUAUACGUGGAUUCCUUCCUCUUCUAUUUUCGUAUGCAGUAGUUUCGUAUCAUGAAGUUAUCAAUUCUACUAUGCACCAAAAGUAUGUUGCCUCGCAUAAUACAUGCAGCGAUAUCACAAUUUGAGAUCUUCCAUUAAGUUCUCUAAAAAGUGAUCACAACUUGGUCAUGCUUGGUGUUGGAAGCCCAAGUAACAGACAGAUCAUGAGAUGCACUCAAACGUUAUACAUGCUAUUGUAGUAAAAGCACUUCUCAAGAGUUAAACUUCGGAACCUCUCUGUUAGCUGCUUGUAUAAAUUUUAAGAUCAAGUUGGUCUCUACAAGCUUUGUUCUUCAUUGUGAAAGACUUAAUAUUUUGUUUGCCAAAUUUGUUUUUAUGACAAAUCUACAAUUCGUUCCAGAAUUAAAGGCACCUGAGGUUCUCUUGGAUAGAUCAUGUUAGGAGGCACGUGCACUCAUGAAAUUGACACCAUUGGAAAGCCCAUCACGUGCCGGUUCCGCCUAGCUUACUUGCAAACCUAUUAAAGUCUACUCUACAUCUUGUUGUGAUGAACUACUAUGGGUGGUUCUAGGAGUGGUUAGUUAAAGAAACAAUAGCUGACACCUGACCAAAGCCUACACACGAAAUUAAUGUGGGAAAACAUGCACGUGUGCAAGCAAACAGCUCUGCAAAACUUAAAUUAAGCUUGUUAGCUAGCGGUCACUGUCACUGUCUGUAGUUAAUUCCUUGACUUUUUCACUUUCAAUGAAGUACGAGUGACCUCAAUGUACACAUAGGCACAAAAUGAGUCAUUGACCCUGGGUAGGUUUUGUAGCAAAUUGUCUAUGACUAUUUGGAAUAUACGAUGCUGAUGUCACUCCAAUAGGCAUCUGCAUCCGACUA
This is a messenger RNA of Corticium candelabrum, 1965 nucleotides long. Its product is annotated as protein FAM228B-like. Bases 1 to 1029 code for a protein of 342 amino acids. NCBI's taxonomy places the organism in Eukaryota, Metazoa, Porifera, Homoscleromorpha, Homosclerophorida, Plakinidae. The transcript has 7 exons. The record is from RefSeq and is a predicted model, not a curated record.